This is a messenger RNA of Porites lobata, 12758 nucleotides long. NCBI's taxonomy places the organism in Eukaryota, Metazoa, Cnidaria, Anthozoa, Scleractinia, Poritidae. The record is from the annotation of a GenBank genome assembly.
CCCAUCCUUUUCUUGCGGUCUCCAUUAUGUAAAGGCCUUCACUGGGUGACCAACCCUAACCAAUGCCGGGAAUAGCUUUGAAAAUUUAACCUGAUGUUCUGAACUGGACUGUAUCUUCAGUUUACCGCAGCUGAUUUACUUUUGACUAAUAUCAAACAAAAACUAUAAUCCUCUGAUACGAUAUCAGUGACUUGGGAAAGACUGCCUUCUUAUCUUUAAUCCGUUUUACAAGUGCGCUAGGAUCAAAGAUUGUUUUUUUCAAGCAAAUGUCAACAGAAAGAAUGAUCUAGCAGGUGAACGGUUCAUUACCUCACGAUUGAAAAAGUGUCAAAAUGUCGAGAUUUCAAGGUUCUAUGACACGUACAGAAAAUUGACCAUUGAUUACAGCUAACAAACAGCAUAACUUUCAUUUGACUGCUGGUUUCGUCACAGAGAACAGUACCUCGCAGUUUCCGUGGUAAGUACGCGGCUUCCUUUUCAGUUACAUAAUCAACUACUUCUAUUUUCUAAAGUGUAUCUCAGUGUUCGUGGCUGAAGCAGCAGUCGGUUAAUUGGUGAGUAGGCUAGUGCUCUGAGCUCGUCUUCCACAUAGGGGUUCGAGUUUUCGUUCCCAGAGGCUCAUAUGUAACUUGUGUUUGCGUUUGCGUUUGUUGAUGAUUCUCGUCCCUGCAAGCGAUUGUCUACAGCAUAAGUUUGGGGCUAAUUGCUUGAACGGCAGAAAUCUUAAUGUGAGAACAGUUGAGGUUCAGCUUGAUUCUGUAGCCGAUACUAAACUACCUGGCAUAAAGAUAGACAACUGUUUUUAAACAACGGUAUCGAAUAUAGGAAAGCGACUUCGCCUUUUGAAAAGAACAGAUACAUUUCUGUGACUGAAAGCUGAGAAGUUUGUUUUACAACUCACUUAUGCAGCUAAUACUUGACUACGGGGGUUAUUGUCUUGGGGUCAUGAAGCAAACCGAAGCCGCACGUCCAAGACGUAAUCAAUUUAAAAAACGAUGCGCCAGAGUAAUCCUAGACAAAAAAUGAGACACCCCCUCGGGGCCUUUAUUUAGAGACCUUAACGUCAUGCCAUGAUUUGAUAAAAGACAAGAACGCGCUAGCAACAUUUGUUAGGAUACGAGUUGUUCCUAGGGACGGGGUUGAGUUGUUUUGGUUGUGGAAACAAAAAUGGCGGACAUUUCAUUCGUUUCAAGAGUAAGAACUAGGCGAAAUAAUAGCUAAAAACAUGGCAAGAACAGCAAGAAGACAACUCGAAGGGCGACAUCUGCUAUUUGGAGAAUAUUUGCGGUGCUGAACAACCCUAAACGUGCACUAUCGAAGAUGAACUUAAAAUGGAUGGAUCGAUGGAGGUAAGCAUGUUUUAGCCAUGUUUUUAAAUUAGGAAUUAUUUUCACUGAAUAAUAAAACAAUUAUAUUAUUAUAUUCGUAUCAUAUGAAGAAUUAUGGAGAUUUCGGAGGGUGUUAUCCACCUCGGCCUACGGCCUCGACGGAUAUAACACCCUCCUCGAUCUCCAUAAUUCUUCAUAAGAUACUCAGCCUCAUUCAUUAAUUGUUAAAUUAAUUUGUAGACCCCUUCAAUGUCAACUUCAUAUGCAGAUACUUCAUUGACGUUCAUUAUACCUUCUGACAAAUAAAAUUACGCUGUUAUAAAAGGCGCUAUGUGACGUACGAUGAUAAAUAGCUGUGCAAGGUCAAUUCUGUGCUGAAGUCACUAUUUGGUAUCUUUACCCAUACACAAGAGGAAUGGACCUGAAGAAUUUUGAAGAAGAUAUUAAGAAAAUUUCAUCAUGGAGCAAUAACCAUAAUAAUUUUUUGGAGCAACUAUUUCAUUAAGUUUCAAUCCGUGUCCAUUCUUUUCAUUCGUUGCAAAAAAGGCCAGGAAAAACUGAUCAAAUCUGUACAUGCAUUUUUUUUACAUCAAGUGAUACAAAAACGUUUCAGCUUUUUAAAAAGAUAGCAAAUAGCGUGACAGCAACUUUGCCUAUGAACAGCUGCUUAACGAUUAUUUAAUGAGGCUUAGUAAGAUGUCAAAAAUGAUGCAGAUGGAGGACUGAGGAUGUUAUCAGCAGAGGGCUGAAGGCCGAGGUGCACGUGGAUAACAUCCUCUGCCUAUUCUUGUAUUUCUUCCGUUCAGACUUGGUCAGAAAUCAGCUAUUUCGUCCUCGGAUAGCCGUCAACGCCAUUUUUUUUAGUUCACUCGUGAACAAACAGCUUUUUGGCGGCUUGGCGAUGGUCUGUGGCCUUAGCAGCCUCGUUUCCAAUCAAUUCCAAAUAUGGUAAGUUCUUAGUUGGUUAUGAAAAAUUUCCCGGGAGAUUGGAGCCAAUCAGAAACGACGACAUAUUUUGAAUGAAUAAUAAUGCAAUCAGAUCUUACCUGUGUAGUAGAAGGGUGUUAUCACAUAACCUACUCCUGUUCCAGCGGAAAAGGCAGUCAAGGCGACUUCACGAUAAAAAGAAGUUAAACCCAAAACUGUCAUCUCACUCAUGCUGUAGCCCACUGAAGCUAUUCCUAAGCCUAUUAGUUUCCAAUAAACUUGUUCGGCUAGAGCAAGAAUUAGUAGACCACAGAGUAAUGCCAAGCCAACCGUGAUAAACCGAGCAAAGUAUGAAAUUUUCUGCACGAAAUAAGGUGCAAUUAAAGUGAAAACAAAACUCGGCAAUAUACACGCAAUUAGAACCAUGGAAGACUGAAUAUAUGUACCAGCUAAGAUAUCUUGGGCAGCAGUAAUGAAUAAGGAAAAACCAUUGUAAAUUAAUGUUCCACAUGCGAAGAAUGCCAUCACUGUAAGCAUAUUUUCGUGAUCCUGUUGAUCACUCUUGCCAGAUUCUGACAUUGCUUUUCUCUCACGGGCCUGGCUAUGGGCUAUAUUUCAAAUUUUGCAAUGGUGCUGUACGUGUGCUUUCAGUUAGAGCAGGGCUCAGUAUCAGCUCAGUGUCUUUAUGCAGUUCUUGUUCAUGCCACAGUAUACUCUUCAAGUGCUGACCACUGAUUGCGUCGGGCUUCUGGUUGAUGAUUCACUGACAAUACUCUUGUGAAGGGUGGCUUGGGGUUUGAGAUUCUUCUGAUGAAAUCGCUCACGGGGCUGGAAGAUGAAAAUCACGAGUCACAAGGAAAUUGAUUGAGGUUUGUGGGUGGGGAGACUCUUGACGUUUUUGGCUGCCAGGCUGUCAGUGUGAAUGUCUCGUUUCCCUGGAAAGAAAAUCAUUGGGGCGCAAAGUUAUAUGGAAACGAAGAGAUCAGAAAACAAAAAAACAAAAAGCAUGGCCCAUAACAUAACCUGAAAACUUUGCAUUAAAACAAAGGGCAGUUGAUUGUGCGUGUAGGCAAAUUGAAGAAUUCAACUAACACAAACCUUUGGUAGAAACCCUUUCUCAACAAUCCACAACUAGACCAUACAAAUUUCUGAGGUUGGGCGACAAAGUAAGCAUUUAACGUGGGAUGCUUUUUUACUAAUAUCCAACGACACGAUGUUGCUUUAAACGAGCAAGCUUGCGAAAUUCUGAGAAGGAUAAAACAAUGAUCGAUCGAUCCCCUAGGGAUGGCUUUUUUCAUGCUUGUCCUAUCAUAAACAUACAGUCGACUCCCGAUAACUCGAACCCUCGCUAACGCGAACCAAAAUCGAUUUCCCCUGAAUUUCCGUCAUACAUUCACUGUAAUUUUACCCUCGGUAACUCGAACCCUCGAUAACUCGAACUCCCGCUAACUCGAACCAAUUUUCGUUUCCCCUCAGGUCGUUCUCUAUAUAAUUUUACCCUCGAUAACUCGAACAAUGUUUUGAGCCCUUAAAAAGUCGGGAAAAAAGCCGUCUACUGGCGUCCGAAACAUUGAAUUUUGGAUUUCCUAUUGACGUGUUGUAUGAGUAUAGUUUACUAGUGGAGGCUGAUGUUGAUUGCCACAGGCUAACGUGAAGCAGCUUUACUUCUCAAAACUGUAAAACGCAUGCUCUAUUUAGGUUAUGUUUUGUUACGUUACGUUCUGAUUUAUAAUCUAGAAGUAUCUUUUAAUUUUCACUUGACAUUUCUACAAUUAAAUGUGAUUAAAUGUUCACUGUGCAGUAAAAACUGUUUUUUACCUUACUCUCGGCUAUUUUCUUCGAGAUCCCGAUAACUCAAACUCCCGAUAACUCGAACUUUUUUCGAUUUCCCUUGAAGGUUCGAGUUAUCGGGAGUCGACUGUAAUUCUUAUCACUCUAUUUUCAAGUUAUUAAAAUACGUCUCUGUACAUGAAAAGAUCGUAGCAAUGAUACCGCUGAGUGGGUAAUCUCUGCAAAUUUGACCCGAUAUCACCGAAGUAUCUAAGACAACUUAAAAGAAAUCGAAAUUUAACGAAGAAUGUGUGACACCCAGCAAUUUUUGAGGAAUUUUGUUGUUGCUAUUUCGCUAGAUAUUUCUGACAAUGAGCUAAAAUAGCACAAAUAUCUUGAGUUAACGCGUUGCACGCUUACAACGUGAAACUUCCUAUUUUCACGUAUUGUGGAGGACGUAAACACAAAACAGCGGGGGAGGAGGGGAUCACAAACACAGGAUGAUAAACAGGUUAAAAUAAGGCACAGUGUCUCAAGUAUUUUCGCAACUGGUUGUAGCUUUGUCAUAAUAUAUCGUUUUUCAAUUAUGGAAACAAUGACAGCUCGCGCGUAUUAGAUCGAGAAAUUCUAUUUUAGAUUGUGACGUAAGUCAAGUAGAAGUUGCAUAAAUGAAAGUGUUGAUAACCUAUAUCCCUCACUCUGAGGAACAUUUUCAGUUAUUUUGUACAAAUUAACUAUCACCAAGGUGUGCUUUCUGCUAACGCACUCCUUAAAAGGACAGCAGGACUUAGUCACUUCGAUGGAUUGUCGAUAGGGACAGCAUGUUGUAUUAUCCAUGCCUUUCACUGAAAUGUUUUCCUAGGAAGAGGAAUGUGGCGAAAAAACUGGCUAUUUUAUAAGGUUGAGUAUUAUCUGUAAUUCAUGGUGUUCUUGUGGAAACAGUCAGCAACAAUAUCACAUGCUGCAAUACUUGCAUUUAAUUUAUUAUGGCGUCAAGUCAUAAAAGGAAGUCUUGAAAGUUGAUGUUGAAGCCGUCCGCCAGUUGACUUCGUCCAUCCAGUUUCUGUCAAAAGGUACUGCUAUCAAUCAUUCAUUGGACGAAAAAAAACUCUUUUUUUGGAUAAUCUUUUCAGACAUUCUCAAAGCUAACUUGCUUCAAAAACCAGAAAUUAAUUACAAACAGGAAUAAUAGACCAUUCGAGAGUAACCUGAAACCGGCAUCGACGAAGGAGACUUAAGCCUCUUUUGACGAAGAAAAGUUUUCCCGGGAGAGACGGGAAAGACUUAAGCAAAUGUUUAUAAUGAAAAAGACCCCUUUGCCCGAGCCAACGGCGCUCACGCAUGCUCUGAUUGUCUCGCCUUGACCGAGUUGACCCGGCUGGGCAAGCCAUGGUGUUUAUAUGGAGGAAAGUUGGCGCGGCUAGGAGCAGGGUGAACAGGCUAGGCGGGUAACCCGUCCAGCCGAGCCAACUUCUUGUUUCUCAUGUGAACGGUUCGCCACGUUUUAUAAGGAAACGUAUAACAAGUUUGCUUGCCCAGGGUAUCUCGAGUAAGCCACUGAACCUUCUACCCUGGACAACUUUUCUCCCUAUAAACGGGACCUUAAGUUCUUUCCCCCCGGUAAGCAUGCAUGGUAUAGCAAUGAAUAAAUCAAUGUGGUUGUGCUAGGAAUAACUAUCAGUCCUCAAUGAUUCGGGGAAAGUAAAAAAAAAAAAAAAACACCCCACGCAAUCGAAGCCCUUUGUUUGGUCUCCAAAAUUAGUUUUAAAACAGGUGGAUUUUACAUUUGACUGUCUGACAAACAGGUACUCAUUGUUUUACCCUUUAAACCGGCAUAAAUUCUGCUCCAGAAUUUACAAAAAGGCCUUGAAAUUGAUAGCAUCGAGACCUUUAUUUUUUGUAUGUAAUUACGGAAAUAUGAAUGUGCUGCAAAUAGAACUUCCUCACCGAAGAGUGAAUCAAAGCGAAAAAAACUACCUAUUAGUCAGUGAUUGGCUAAAACUGGUAUUGAAGAAAUAGUUUAUCUGAGAGCAUCUGCAACUCGGGCAUAAACAUUGGUUAGUUUUUGUUAAAUUUGUUGCUUUUUCAGAUAACUCUACUGCUUUUAGGCAUAAAUGACUUGUAAAUAAGUGUGUUUCUGAAAUAUCGUAUGUAAAUAGUGAAAAUUUUAUGUUUGAUUUGCUAAAAUUUACAUAUCUCUUUGUCUUACUAUAGAUCGCCUUGAACGUUUAAAAAUUGUGCGAGAGGAAUGAGUUGGAAAAAUACGUUCAGGACUACCUAAUACAUCCUUACCGAUGAUCUAAAUGAUCUAAGCUUGGGUGAAAAAAAAGGGUUGGAACGCGUUUUUAAAGAGGAAUCUCCGUUGAAGUUUCUUCGCUAAGAAACGCAAACCUUAAACGCCCACAGAUGGCAGAUGGAUCAAAAGAACACAACGAGGAAACGACAGAAAUGGCUGAUCUAUUCCCGGAAGAAACAGAAAACAACCGAGAGAAAGAAAAGCCAAUAACGAUCGUUUCUUUUUUCGUUUUUGGUUUUCUGAUUUAUGCGAUUUAUUCGCUGAUCAUAUCUGGCGCUCAAGAUAUUCUAGCUGGCACGGUUGUUCCCACAUCCGCUGUAUUAGUCGCGAAUGUUGGCCCAUAUUUCGUCGUAACAUCUGUAGCGCCGUACUUCAUCCAAAAAAUCUCUUAUUUUCCUCGUAUAUUGGCAAUUUUUUGUCUAGAGGUCACCGGACUAAUCAUGGUUGUUGCUUCCAAGCAAGUUGGCGCGAGAUUAUUCGGAAUAUCCCUGUCUUCAUUUGGUUUUGGCUUGGGAGAGUUAUCGUUUAUUGCCAUGACUUCCUUCUAUCAUGACGCCGCUGUCAGCGCCUUUUCGGCUGGUACCGGGGCCGGUAUUUCUUUAGCGCCAUUGUAUUACACAGGUAUCUUAUUUUAUGAAACUUUCUAAUUUAAUUUCAAAUGUUUUUGUCAUUCGUAUCGCAUUUGCAUCUAGUCUUUUACAAAAUCGGCGUUCCCUCGCCAGAGAUUCGUGAAUCAGUAUGUUCAAGUUUCAUGACCUUAGUACGGCUGAUUGAACCUUUCGAUUCCCAAAGAAGUUAAUUUUUUGCUUUUAUAUUUGGAUUUCAGUGGCUAACUCUUUGCUUCGCAAAGUUUCCAUUGCUGAAAGCAAUUUGAGUAUCUGCAAAGUGAGGUUUUGUCGUGUCGAACAUCAUUACUUAGCUAAAUAGACAAAGAAAGUAAAAUUAAUUUUCAAGACACAGCUGCCUACAAUUCAAGCUAAUGAUAUUCAUGAAAUGGGAAUAUUGGGCCAGUUUCAAGAUAGUUAAUUAAAGUAAAUUUCACAUUUUUCUUUCGUAAAAUUCGCUAUCUCCCUUAUUCUAUGACUAGAGAGGAAUAUUUUGAUGGUAAAUUAUCAUUUUAGGUUAAAUUCUAAGUCAAGAGAACCUGGACUGGCGACUAUUCGUGAAGUCAGUCCUGUGUUUGGCUUUAAUUUGCGUUUAAGGAGUAUCUUUUUCUAGCUAAAAUGCCGAAACGAGCAUGACCCGGAAUUUUCUUUAACUGUUAUGACUUUGUGGCGGUCCGUAAACAAAACUUAAAUUUGACUAAUCGAUUCCUUUUUAAUCCACAGCCAUGACAACUUGGGCAUGUCUGUCUCCAUCUCUUACUAUCUCAAUCAUGGCGGCCAGUUUGAUUUUCUUGCUGAUUUUCUAUGGCUUAAUGGAGAGAAAACACUCACAAUGCGAACAAAAGACCACAACAGGAAUUACGCGGAAGGAAAUUCAAUAUUCACCUAUAGACGAGCAGACCACAGAACGUAAAGAUAAUCAUUUGACAUGGGACGACAAAUUACUGGCUAUCAAAGGAGUUUGCCCAAUCAUUGCUUCUAUAAUCAGUGCAUGGAUCGCAGAAUACUUGAUCAUCCAAUCCGUGAUCACAACUAUAGCGUUUCCGAGUGCACCAUUUCCACCCCGAGAUCACUACCAGUAUUAUAUAUUCGUUUUUCUUUUCGGUGAACUGUUCGGUAGAUCGUAUCUGAUCGUGGCAUCGUAUUUGACGCCAGGCGUUGCUCCGAAGCUUAUUUUCCGGAGAAUAUGGUUCCUUGCCGCGGCUGAAAUUUCUAUUUUAGUUUUCUUUUUAAGCGCGGCAUGGUUCCGCUUUUUGAGUGAUGUUUCAAUAGUUUUAAUUCUUGCCUUCAUUGGUGGCAUAAUAAUUGGUGUCAUGUAUGUCAACAUGUUGGCAAUUUACUCCGAAAUUGAGGAUCCUACUUCCAGAGAAUUUGUGUUAGGUUAUGCAUCUGCUGCGACUGGCGCUGGGGCGGUUACUGCUGGCUUAUUAGGACUGCUGGUCGAGCCUUGGCUGCGCCGUCACUGUUUAAGUGUGGUAACCAAUAGCAACUUCUGUUUCACUCGAUCCCAGGGUGGACGAGUUUGUAGAUGAAUUAGUCAUUAACUAUAAACAAGGACAAAAGGAGGUCUGUAAUUUGUACAGAUCUUGACUUUCUCAGUGUAACUAUAUACAAUAAACUAUCAUAAUUAAUGGUUAGAUAUAUCGAUUCCCCUAGAGGAUGAAGAUGUCUGAAGGAGUUAAAGGCAGUGGGUUUAAGGUGCGAUUGUUUUUGAAAGUGUGAUUGAUUGUCAAUAACGGGUUAAAUUUUCCAUUCAGUUCCAUUUCCGUUGUUCCUUCGUUCGACUCUCUUUGCCGAAGGUAUAACCAAAAAAUCAUUUUUAAAGUUGAAAAUUACACCCAGGUCGUAAACUACUUGUGUGUAAAUAUCGGAUAAAUAACCGGCGAACCCCACCUAAAUUAGUUUCAAUAUAUUGCCGGAUUAGCUUUGCUGAUGGCAAUUAAAUUAGUUAAAGUUAAAUAAAUAAGGAAAUUUAUAGCAACGGGAACGACGAUGUCGUCGAAAACUUCGCUAAUAAUAAAAUCCUUCUUUACCGUUAUUUCAAUCUAAACAGAAUAUUUUUAGAUACUAGGAGUUGAACUGAAAAAAUAAGGUGUGAAAUGAUUGAAGGCUUACACGAGGCAAUACCUCGGGGUGAGGAAACAAACUUUAAGGUGGCUGAACACCGUUUGAUUAGGUUGUGGAUCGUUAACAUUCAUUGGGGCGUUAUUUAAGACUCGUUGCAUGUGUAAAGCUCAAAUUUUUGCAGGAAAAAUAUGUUUGUGAGACAUGACAUUUAUAACUUUAAAAGUGGGAUUUGGAUCGUUGUCAUGGCAACAUGGCUGUUUGAAAACAAUCCUUAAAUUUUGAACUUAUUAGCUUCAUUCAAAAUCCUGUCAUUAGAUUUUCUCAUAAAUUUUUACACAGCAAACAAUUAGUGACCCUCAUCUUUUUAAAACAACUUAUUACCAAAAUGCAACAAACAGUUUUUGAAGUUUUUUUAAGAAAUUGGCUUUCUUGAGAAACUUGAUUGUUUCACAAAACUCCUUUGUUCAAACUAUCUUUUGACGCUUUCAUUGACUGAAAUACAACAUGAACAGGAUUUCUGCAAAAUUUCGUCCUCUGUUAAUGAGUAGAUUUUGAGAUAUUGUCGUUUGUUUACAUUUCCUAUUAAAGUCAACGAAACAAGUGCUCUCACAUUUCUCCCUAAUUAAGUACGCUUACCCGUCCAUGAAAAUUGUCGCAUGUGCGGAGUGAAUUGUGAAUUCAAAGCAGUUCAUACGACAGUUAUAACCGACAGCGCUAAGCGCGUCAAAUUUGUUGUUUGCGGGCCAACAACGUCGAGAUGGAAACAACUCUGAUCAGCAAGAUGUAGAACUAAAAAUAUUUAUAUAUUUUAAAAACCAGUUAAUUCAUUGGCAGUUUUAACUCAAGUAGACAAACAAACAAACUAUCGAAUGUAACGACUGUUUGUUUCGUUUAACAGCUUCUAUAUCCUUGUUUGUCUGUAGAAAUUCCCAUGAUUCAUAUCGGUCCUUGUACAUGGACCCUCCUUGUUUUGUCCGGACUGGUGGACAACUGCCACCUGCUCAAAUUGUCAUUGUUGUUAUUUUCUUUGACGAAAACGUCAAUUAUCAUCGGAAGACUAAAAAAUAUAACGUAAUUUGUCAACUGCAUUCAUAUCUCUCAGUUUGCUCGGAAAUCAUUGGAAUUAAAACCAACAUAUUUGACCCGUGGAUCAUUUCAAAGGAGGCACAAAUUCUCAUCUUGGAUUUGCGGAUUAAGGAUCUUCUCUCGUGAAGAUGGUGGCAUAAGUGAGCCCUUGUUUUAUUAGUAAGUCUUUCUUGUGGCCACCAGGAUGUAUAACGUAAGCGACCGGAAUGUGAUUCUGGACAAUCAAAAUCAGUUUACUAAAAAUUGGCUGCCAUGACGUGAGCCGAGCGUUUUUCCUUAAGAAAUAUCGUCUUUUUUGGUGAAAUAUACGUGGAAUUUGGCUACGAUUUUGAACAUUAUUUAAGUUUAUAGACUCGAAUCAUCGAUCAAAGGAAGGGAGAGCAAUUAUAUUAACAUCUUGGUGCAAUCUACAACAGACGGCAGGUCAAAAUGGAGACUGACUCUUCAGAGAAAGUCGAAGGGACGGAAGAUAAGCAAAACGACAAAGAAAUAUUAAGCCACGAAGAACAGGAGAGUGAGGGUAAUGGAACUCAAAAACCGAAAAAGGAACAAGUUAAGAAUCUCUUAGCUUUUUAUGCCUUCGGAGCGCUAAUUUAUACGGUUUAUUCGGUAAUAAUUUCAGGAGCGCAGGACAUAUUGGCUGGAACUUUUAUUCCUACCGCUGCCGUUUUGGUGACAAACGUUGGUCCUUACUUUCUAGUGACGAUGAUUGCGCCCUAUUUUAUACACAAAGUGCCUUAUGUUGUGCGAAUAGUGGCAGUUUAUGCAUUUUUUACAGCAGGUCUGUUUAUAAUUGUCUACGCCAAGGAGGUCUACCUUAAGCUAGUGGGAAUCUGUACAACAUCCCUAGGGGCCGGAAUUGGGGAAGUGUCGUUUUUUACCCUUACGGCUUAUUAUGAAAAAGUAACGGUUGCCGCAUAUUCGGCUGGUACUGGCUCGGGAUUUAUACUGGGACCUUUGUAUUACACAGGUAAGGCACUUAUGUGACAUUUUUUUUGCUCUUUUGACCAUAAUUUCUCCAGUUUUGGUCGCCAGGCAAACGAUAUUUUUCCCUCCGUGUGGGCAGAGUCCACCAUUUGCAACGAGGUCUGCCAUUGGCUUUAAAAAACCAUAGGCAAAGGAUCCAAACUGCACCCCUAAUCUUAAGAUCAAUAGGUGGUACCCCAGGGGGCUGGGGAUGGUGCAGGUUGUACCGAAGAAUAAUAAAAAUAGAGAUGUAUGACAACUACGAGCAUACCAAACGUUAACCACAGUCCGCAAUCUUGGAGGACAUUUGCAUUUUCCAGCCAGGCCAAUUCAACAAAACGGAUUGCUGUCUCUUGUAUAUCUUCUUUACGGAAGUUUUGCGGGGUAAAGAAGUGGCAUUGUGGGCAAUUAAAGCAGCUGUAGCAUUUCUUAAAGUCCGUUUUUGGAGUACUGUCAUUCAUCGUCUUGACUUGCGAGCUAGAGAGGGGUGGGGGUGGAGGGGUUUUAAGGACGCUUGCCAAAUGUCAGAAAGAACUGGUGACCAAGCCAGUAGUACAUAGAAAUAAGCUAAUUUGACUGGGCAGUUCUGCCAGGAAUAAUAGUAGAAUUCUCUUUACGAAUGGACUACUCCUGACAAGAGAUAACGCACUUGAACAGUAAGCGCACAAAGACAGCCUACGUCGUGUAAUGCACAAGCCCUGGAUGUCUAUCGAAAAGCGAGUAGGAUAUUUAUUGCAUCAUUUUUAAACCUUUUAACAUUAUUCGUCUGCACUGGUUAAUUUAGGUUUAGUUUUUCCGAUGAAUAACCUGUACUGUGAGUCGGGGUGAAUUGACUCAGUUUGCUGGUAUAGAGUACGCGGAAAAUUGGCAUUAGGUCCUAGUAGUCCGGAACGCAACCCUCUACUGAAAAGACCGUCUUCCUCUUAUUUUUUCACAGGUCUAACAACAUGGAGCUGCGUGUCACCAAAUAAUACUAUGAUGAUUAUAGCUGGAUCUCCUCUUCUUUACCUCAUAUGUUAUGCAAUCAUGGACAAAAAACAUUCUCCAAAGACUGCGGAAUUAGAUUCCCAGUCUGACGAGACUAAAGACAAAACAGAUUUAAAAUGGAAAGAAAGAAUUUCGGCCGUUGGGCAGACGCUUCCGUUAGUAAUAUCUCUGUUUAUCUGCUACAUUUCCGAGUAUGUGAUAAUUCAAGCCGUGAUUACAACAAUGGCUUUUCCAAGCGCUCCAUUCCCCCCGCGUGUUCACUACAGAUAUUAUAUUUUCAUAUUCCUGAGUGGUGAGUUUAUCGCUAGGUCGUAUCUGGCUGUCAUUGCGUCGGUCAAGCCAAGCCUUGUCAAUGUCUUCGCUAUUCGGAAAAUAUGGGUUUUGUCUUUGCUCCUGUUUGGUCAACUAGUAUUUUUCUUUUUAGCCGCAUGGUACAGAUUCUUACAUGACGUCUGGAUCGUUUUCAUUUUAAUCUUUGCCGCUGGGCUAGAAGCAGGCGCGGCUUUCACUAAUGCGUUCGUGGUAGUUUCGGAGACUGAUGCUCGCAUCAAAGAAUUUGCUAUGGGUUUUGCGACCAUCGGAAUGGGGGGUGGGACAUUCUUUGCAGGAGUGGUGGGACUUCUCGUAGAGCCACUAAUUCGGGAUCACUGUCUCUUGGUAUCUGAAGUCGGUGAUUAUUGCUUCACAAGACCUUUUGGUCGAUGGAAUCAAACAAUGACCUGCUGA